AUGAAGUUGGUCCUAAUACUUUUAGUAUUUGUAAUUUCAAAUGCAAUUGAGACAGUUAGCAAUAAUGACAAACAGUAUCAUUCUUACAUCAAACAAAUUACUGAAAAAAUGACAGAAGUGAAAAGUAAACAUGGGAAACGAAUUGCUGAAUUAAAGAAUCGAAUGAAUAAUUUACAAAAUGAACUAAAUAAAAUGAAACAAAUAAUGGCCAAUGAAAUAAAUAAAAUGAAAGAACAAGUAGUUGAAUUGCGUGUUGCAGAAAAAGAAACAAAGAAGGCUAAAAUAAAUUUAAAACAAAUGGCAAAUCAAAUAUAUAAAUUAAAAAAUAAAGCACAAAAAGCUGCUAGUGAACCUGAUAAAAGAGUAAGUCAAACUAUUAUUUCACAAUUAAGAAAAAAGAAAGUUUCAUAUGAGAAUAUACUUCUAUCAAUGAAAGAGAAAUACACUAAAGCUGAAGGUAUAUUAAAAUCAAUGAAGAAAAAUCAACACCGAGUUAUGAAUCAAAUCUUCAGAUUAAAACAUCGAAUGUUUAGAGUAGAAGAAAAAAUUCGAAGAGAAAAUGAUAAUACAAAACGUUUAUUAGCUCAAAAGAAAAAAUUACUUAAAGAAGCAAAUCAAUUAGCUUCAGAUAAAAAACGUUUUGCUCAACAAAAAAGUAUUCUUGAAAGUAAAGUUGUUGUGUUAAAAGAACAAAUGCAAAAUGCAACAAAACAACAUCUCCCUAAAUUACAAAGUCAAAUGGAACAAUUUAAAGAACGUAUUUCAUUUUUAGGUGAAAGUAUAAAAGAUGUACUUGAAAGAGAAGAAGAACUCUUUGUUGAUUCUCCUAAACUUUCCUCAGCUAAACAAGAAUUUCAUUCUAAACUUAAUCAACUCAAACAAGAUAGAUCAAAUCUUCUUCAACAAAUAAAAGACGCUCGUUAUGAGUUAAAACAAAUGAAAGCUAAAUUAAAUCAAUCAAAAACGAAGAAAGCUAGUCAAGGAAUUCUUCGUGAACAAAGAAAUCUUGUUAAUGAAGCAAAAGAAAAAGUUAUUGAAGUAAAAAGAAAACUAGCUGAAAUUAGAAGAAAAAAAGAUGUUGUUGUGAGUACUUUUAAAGCAGAAGAAAAACAGUAUUAUGAAAAUAAAAGAAUUAAAGCAGAAAAGAAAGCUUUUAAACGAUUAUCUGAUAAUGUCAAAGAAUUACAAAGGGUGUUUAAUAGAAUUAUUAGAAUUAAAAAUGCUAUGAGAACAAAUACCAGUGAAAAACUAAAACAAAGAUUAAUCAUUGUUGAUGGACAUAAAAAAGAAUUAUUAAUUAAAAUUAAAGUACUUGAAAAUAGAUUACUUAAUUAUCAAAAAGUUAGACAACAACAAUUUAAAGUUCAACGAGUUGAAAUGAGAAUGAAAAAAGAACGGAUUAAUAAAAUUUUAAAUGAAUUAUAUAAGAAAAUUGCUAUAAAGAAAACUUUACUUGAUAUGAGUAAAGAAAGUCAAAAAUUAAUUAAUGCUAAAGAAUAUUUCUUAAGUGUUGAUAGAGCUAAUGAUUUAGAAAAGAAAAUUGCAAGGAUUAAUGCUAUUUCCAAUGAUUUACAAGUGAAAGAAGUAAAUAUGCUUAAAUCUGUUAUUAAACGAAUGAAAGUUAUUGUUAAUAUUAUGGGAAUUAAACAAGCAAGCUUUGAAGAGGAACUUGCUGGAGAUAUGGCUGAGUUCCAUAAAAUUAUUGAUGCUUUCAUUGUUUCAAAAUAUAAUUUGGAUAUGCAAACCAGAGAGAAUGAACAACAGGCUCAACGAUUAAGUGGAAAGUAA
Entamoeba dispar SAW760 is the source of this 1788-nucleotide messenger RNA. RefSeq lists its product as uncharacterized. The coding region runs from base 1 to 1788 and encodes 595 amino acids. The transcript has a single exon. The record is from RefSeq and is a predicted model, not a curated record. NCBI's taxonomy places the organism in Eukaryota, Evosea, Mastigamoebida, Endamoebidae.